This is a messenger RNA of Prunus armeniaca (apricot), 351 nucleotides long. The record is from the annotation of a GenBank genome assembly. NCBI's taxonomy places the organism in Eukaryota, Viridiplantae, Streptophyta, Magnoliopsida, Rosales, Rosaceae.
AUGAAAUCCCUUAGCAUGAAGGUAGCUGAAUCGUCUAAAGCUAUUCCAUGCUCACUUAGUGGUUCAUCAAAUAUCAGAAGAUGUCAAGUAACGACUGUGUGCUCUGGCACUAUUGAUGCAAGACAGCAGAGUACUCACGAUGGUAGAAAAUCUAGAUCAUUUGAAGCAGAUCCACGCUGUACAUAUAUAGACCUUGGACAUCUUACCUCAAUGAAAGUGACUCAACUGGUGAAUCAGCAGGAUAUUGGUUACACAGAAAGCUUGACGUUGUUUGUUAAAGACUUGGGACCAACACCUCAGAAGAUUGCCAGAAAGAAGUUACCUCUACCCAAUGGGCACCUAGUACUCUGA